Oryza brachyantha (malo sina) is the source of this 1018-nucleotide messenger RNA. RefSeq names its product steroid 5-alpha-reductase DET2-like. The transcript is spliced from 2 exons. The record is from RefSeq and is a predicted model, not a curated record. The coding region runs from base 168 to 923 and encodes 251 amino acids. Lineage: Eukaryota; Viridiplantae; Streptophyta; Magnoliopsida; Poales; Poaceae. Gene Ontology annotation, biological process: brassinosteroid biosynthetic process. Gene Ontology annotation, cellular component: membrane. Gene Ontology annotation, molecular function: 3-oxo-5-alpha-steroid 4-dehydrogenase activity.
CGCCGUCGCGGGCGCCGCCGGCCGCCGCACCGUCGACCCGUCGCCGCCGUCGCCCGCCACCCCAAUGCCGCCUCCGCUGGAGCCAACCGAGAGAGACAUGUAGUGGCAACAAUCGAUGAGAGCCCAUCCGCGGAUCUGCGUCGACUGACCGGCAAGCCACGGCGGCCAUGGGCGGCGACGUGAUGUACGACCGGUGCCUGGUCGCGCUCUACCUGCUCAGCCCGCUCACCGUGUUGGCGCUCCAGUUCGUGUCGGCGCCGUACGGGAAGCUCUCCCGGCCGGGGUGGGGCCCCGCGCUGCCGGCGCCGCUUGCCUGGUGCCUCAUGGAGAGCCCCACCCUCUGGCUCCCGCCCCUCGUCCUCUCCUCCUCCGCCGCCGCCGGCGCGGCCCUCCCGGCGGCGCUGUACGCGGCCCACUACGUGCACCGCACGCUCGUCCACCCGCUCCGGCUCCUCCGCCUCCGCCGCGCCCCGGCGCCCGUCCCGGUCCUCGUCGCCGCCUGCGGCCUCGGCUUCAACCUCCUCAACGCCUACGUCCAGGCGCGCUCCUGGGCGGCGCCACCGGCACCGCCCAGCGCCGCCGCCGUGGCGCGCUGCGCCGUCGGGCUGGCGCUGUUCGCGUGGGGGAUGCGGACGAACGUGGCGGCGGACAGGGAGCUCCUGCGGCUGAAGGAGGCCGGCGAAGGGUACCAGAUCCCGAGGGGCGGGCUGUUCGAGGCGGUGGCCUGCCCGAACUACCUCGGCGAGGCGGUGGAGUGGCUCGGGUACGCGGUGGUAGCGUGGUCGCCGGCGGGCUGGGCGUUCUUCCUCUACACCUGCGCCAACCUCGGGCCGAGGGCGCGGGACCACCGCCGGUGGUACGCCGCCAAGUUCGGCGACAAGUACCCGGCGUCGCGCAAGGCGUUCGUCCCGUACAUCUACUGACAGAUUACUACUCGUCUUCUUGUUGCUUCCCGUUGGAUUCGUGAUGCACAUGUGGUUCUCUUGAUUGAUUGCAAAUAACAAUGAGUCUUGUCGUU